Messenger RNA from Dreissena polymorpha, 1866 nucleotides. RefSeq names its product HAUS augmin-like complex subunit 1. Gene Ontology annotation, biological process: centrosome cycle; spindle assembly. Lineage: Eukaryota; Metazoa; Mollusca; Bivalvia; Myida; Dreissenidae. Bases 31 to 915 code for a protein of 294 amino acids. Gene Ontology annotation, cellular component: HAUS complex; cytosol. The transcript is spliced from 9 exons. The record is from RefSeq and is a predicted model, not a curated record.
GUAAAACGUAAAGAGCUCCCACUCCCAGACAUGCCAGAGGCAGAACCUUUGAUAAUUUUUGCUAUGGCGGCACUGGAAGUCCAUGCGCAUCCCUUCAUGAACAUAAUCGCAGUUCAGAUGUGGCUUGAAAAGAUUUUUGGAGACAGAAAUGUUCCCGCCUAUGAGCUUAACAAGUUUACUGUAGAGACAUUGACAGAUUUAAUGCAAAGAAAUGUUCGUCAAGAAAAAAACACUCAGCUUCUUAUAGAGGACUAUAGACAGAAAGCAGAAGAAUAUGGAGCUGAGAAUCGCCGUCUGGAAGGUAUUCUGGACAGCCUGGGUAUGACCAGUGGGUCCCUCUCACAGUCUGGUGUGAUGAGCCUGCGCACGCUGGCCAACCUUGCCUUGACACUCAACACAGCCGACGCAACAGACACCAGACUGUUGCUGGCGCUGGGUUGGCUAGAGGAGGAGACCGGGAGGGUUGGAGAGGCACGGCGCACACAACAGAGGCUUCUACAGCAGCUGACCCACGACAUACAGGCCGCACGUAUCAAACACUCCACACUCAGCAAGGCACUAGAGGACCUGGAAUCAAAGGCCAGUGCAGAGCAAUGUGAAGUGGAGAAACAGGCCCAGAACACGCUGUUCAUGAGAAACAAGGCCAAGGAAUACAAGUCCCACACGCAGAAAAUGGAGGUGAUGCUUGAGAAAACACGAGUUGAUCCCUCUAUCUACCACCAGACACUCACACAGAGAGCGCAGGAGCUGGAUAGACUGAAGCAGCAGAUUGUACCCCUGAGAAAGCAGCUGGAGUCUUACCAUGGCCUACCCCCAGAUGCUAUUCAGGCCCAUGUGAGGUUAGAGGAAUUGAAAGAGACAGUGUCUACAUUGGAGGAGGAGGUAAGAAGAAAAAUAGACGUGAUGCAGAUUUGAGUCAAUGGCGAGCCUUGCUAUGAGUGACAUGUCUGACCUUCCUAGAGAAAUGUCAUGCCUUGCUAGUGUAGACAUGUUAAAUGUAUUUGACAUGGCAAAAGUCUUCAAAUUCCAAGUCUUAGACUCAAGUGGUGAACUGCUUGGUGUAGAAAAGCUAUUCAGUGAGGACACUUUCAGCUUUUAUGAGUGCGGCUCAGUGGAUAGGAAUUGUAUUUUGGUUGAGCUUGUGUUAUAUUAACUGAGAUAGUCAGGAUUACUGUUAGUUCUCACAAAUAUUUAGUUAUACAUGAGAGAACAUUUCAUGUUACAUGCAUAGAUAAUUUGUGAUUCUUAUAAUGGACUUGAGUUGAGAACAUUUGGUUCAAAAUUCAAUUACUUUUUAAGUGUAACAAAAACAGCCAUGUUUUGGUUUAACCCAUUUAUGCCUAGCGUCUAGAAAAAAGGCCUCGGCAAACAGCGUGGACCCAGAUGAGACGCCGCAUGAUGUGGCGUCUCAUCAGGGUCUGCGCUGUUUGCUUAAAGAAAUUUCUGUAAGACAUAUUCUAAAUAUAGACAUAAAUAUACUAGACAUCCCUAAUUUUAGAAAUAAAUUGAUCCAAUUUAGAAGGAGGGGAGAGUCCACUAGGCAUAAAUGGGUUAACAUCAUUGAUUAAAUGAUCAUGUUGAUGUUUAACGUAUUGCAUUUAUCAAAUAUGCAUGUUGAGCUAGAUACAGCCUGUGCAUAUGCUUGCUAAUAUACUCAUACAAAAUGUUUUAAUAUGUCUUACAUUAUAAGGAUAAUUUCAAUUAAAUGUUUAUUGUUAGAGGUUGCAAAUUAGUUUGAACAUUAAAAAACUCAAUAAUUAUCUUUAAUGGCUUGGAAGGAAUAUUUUGAGCAUUAUAUAUUAUGACAUUGUUAUUCGUAAACGGCAUAAAAUAUUCAUUUUAUGAAAUAAAUUACAAUUAUCUCUA